CCGCGGCGCACCGCGCACGGAAACCCACCUCCACCGCGUGCGCCGUCGGCUGCUCGCUCGCUCGCCCCCUCUCCCCAUUCCCUUCCGCUCCCGCCGACACCGAGCGGCCCCGACGCGGCGGCGGAGCUCUGCCGACAUGGCGCCCCCGCCGCGCGCCACCACGGUCCUCGCGUGGGGUUCCGGGGAGGACGGGCAGCUGGGCAUGGGCGGGAGCGAGGAGAAGGACUGGGCCCACUGCGUGGAGGCGCUGGAGCCCUACAACGUCACCGCCGUCGUCGCCGGCAGCCGCAACUCCCUCGCCAUCUGCGACGACGGCCGCCUCUUCACGUGGGGGUGGAACCAGCGCGGCACGCUCGGGCACCCGCCGGAGACCAAGACGGAGAGCUCCCCGGGCCCUGUCGACGCCCUCGCCGGCGUCAGGAUCGUCCAGGCGGCGAUUGGCGGGUGGCAUUGCCUCGCGGUGGACGACAAGGGCCGCGCGUACGCCUGGGGGGGGAACGAGUACGGGCAGUGCGGCGAGGAGCCUGAGAGGAAGGAGGACGGGACGAGGACGCUCAGGAGGGACAUCCCGACCCCGCAGCGGUGCGCGCCCAAGCUCAAAGUCCGGCAAGUAGCUGCUGGAGGGACGCACUCAGUAGUUUUGACUCAAGAAGGUCAUGUCUGGACAUGGGGGCAGCCAUGGCCUCCUGGUGAUAUCAAGCAAAUAUCUACACCAGUACGUGUGCAAGGCCUUCAGAAAGUGAGGGUGAUUGCCGUAGGCGCAUUCCACAACUUGGCACUAACAGAUGAUGGAAUUUUGUGGGCAUGGGGUAAUAAUGAGUAUGGUCAGCUGGGAACUGGAGAUACCCAACCAAGGUCACAACCAAUCCGUGUUGAGGGGCUAUCUGAUCUCUUACUGGUUGACAUUGCUGCUGGAGGUUGGCAUUCAACUGCGCUAACUAACGAGGGAGAGGUGUAUGCUUGGGGGAGGGGAGAACAUGGGAGGCUUGGAUUUGGAGAUGAUAAGAGUAGUCACAUGGUGCCCCUAAAGGUUGAGCUUCUAGCUGGAGAGGAUAUUGUUCAGGUAUCAUGCGGAGGAACUCAUUCAGUGGCGCUAACUCGAGAUGGCCGGAUGUUUUCUUUCGGGAGGGGUGAUCAUGGCCGUCUGGGCUACGGCAGGAAGGUGACGACGGGCCACCCCCUGGAGGUGCCCAUCGACCUGCCGCCGCCGGAUACCAGCACCAGCUCCGACGGGCAGUGGCAGGCGAAGUACGUGGCCUGCGGCGGGCGGCACACCCUGGCAAUCGCCGAGUGGAAUGAGGCAAACGACUGAUCUGCGUGCCACUCCUGAGCUUGACAAGUCUAUUCCUGCUACAGCGAUGGAAGAAUAAGCAUAAAGCACUGCAGAGUUAGGCAUCGUAAGAUUUUUAUUGUACGAGCGGAGCUUUGGUAACGAAGAACAACACUCGGGAAGGGAACUCUGUGCAGAGAUAAUGAGGUUUCGGUGCUUCGGCAAUAUAUUCGAUGAACUAAUCUGCGGUCA
This is a messenger RNA of Panicum virgatum (switchgrass), 1522 nucleotides long. RefSeq names its product ultraviolet-B receptor UVR8-like. The coding region runs from base 137 to 1312 and encodes 391 amino acids. Lineage: Eukaryota; Viridiplantae; Streptophyta; Magnoliopsida; Poales; Poaceae. The transcript is spliced from 11 exons. The record is from RefSeq and is a predicted model, not a curated record.